Molecule: messenger RNA, 3076 nt
Organism: Gadus chalcogrammus (walleye pollock)
Lineage: Eukaryota; Metazoa; Chordata; Actinopteri; Gadiformes; Gadidae
Gene: odad1
Product: outer dynein arm docking complex subunit 1
Exons: 15
Coding region: 254-1948 (564 amino acids)
Biological process (GO): cilium movement; outer dynein arm assembly
Cellular component (GO): axoneme
Source: RefSeq, a predicted model, not a curated record
CAGCACUGGGACUUUUAACUACACAUGUCACGGCUGUGAUUAGGUUCAUCAAUCGGCCUACGGCCGAAUGGCGGCAGUGCUGAUAUUCAAUCAGUACAACAGCACUCCCUCUCGUGUGAUAUUGCUUAAAUCCAGAGACCUCUGCACAUGAUGGCAACGGUUGCUAACAACGGACCAGCAGCGAGUCAAACAGAGAGGUAACGACACAGUGAGCGACACACUGGAGUUCCAGCACGUCCGUCCUUAUGCAACUAUGCGGCGAGGACGAUCAGCCAGGAGCUCCCACUCAGAUAACAGCGAUAUGGAUAUCGAUGGCAUUGCGGAAACAGAGAUGGGUAAACUGCAGAGACAGUUCAGGAUCAUGGAUGGAGACCGGCAGGCCUACACUAUUCAAUCUCAGGAGCUCAUACGAAAACAACGGCAGGAGUUAGAGAAGCUGAAGAAGGAGCAGGAGGAGCUCCAGCGUAGCCUCGGGGUGUCUGAGAACGUGUCGCGCAGACAGCAAGACAGUGGGAAGCUCCGCUCCCUGCUGGAGCACAGGGACCUGCUGAAGGAGGAGCUGGAGCAGGAGAAUGAGAUUCAGAGAGAGCUACAGAGAGAGAUUUCCGGCUAUGAGAAGAAGCUUUCGGAGGUUCAGUCAGGCGUGCUCACCGCUGGUGACGCACAGAGAUCCCAGUUGCGGCAGGCCCAGAAAGCCAUACGCACUCUGGAGAACAAAUUGGACAGAGCCCUAGUUCACUUUAAUGAGCAGCUGACCAAAAACAGCCAUCUGAGAGAGGACCUGGAAACUCUACGUGUUGAGCGCGCCCGCUACCAUCAAAUCCACCAUAGGCUAACCCAGGAGCGGCAGGGUAUUCGCAAGGAGAUCGGGGAAAUGAUCCACCUGUCUACUAGUGCAUACGACGUCAGACUUGAGGCCCAAACCAAGAUGAGCAUGAUGAGAGAGAAGGCGGUGAAGGACCUGGCCCAGUACAACACUGAGAUGAAGGAACUGGAGAGAGUGAUCGCCCACGAGCAGCGCCUCAAGGAGUUCAUGACGGCCAAGUGCAGCGAGAGGAGUGCCCAGGACGAGGGCCAGGAGAUGGGCCGCAGGCAAUUCUCAGAGCUGAGGGAUCAGCGCAGGACGGACUCAGGGGAGCAGUCGGUGGACAUGCUGCAGAAAGUGUUUGAGAGGAUUCAGGCCGUAACCGGGGAAGAUAACCUGGACAUGCUGGUGACCAGGUUUGUCCAGGUUGAAGACCGCAACUUUGCGCUCUUUAAUUUUGUGAAUGAGCAAAACAAUGAAGCCGAGGCCCUCAGGGAACAAAUCCACCAGAUCCGGGGUGAAAUGGAGCAGUUCCAAGUGGAGGGUGUACAAAAGGAGCAGGAGCGCCACGCUUUGCUGAAAGAAGGGGAUCAACAGCAGAGAGAAACAGAGGGCAAGGCUGGAGAGUAUGAACAGCAAGCUAACGCUGUUAGCCAAAUCCUGGACCAGAUCAAAACAGGAGUGAACCGCAUCUUCUCCAAAAUGGACAGCGACCGUUCAGCCAUAGACGACUUGCUGGGCUCCACAGCGGGCAUCAAUGAAAACAACAUCAUGACCUACCUGGGUCUUGUCGAGCAGAAGACCAAUGAGCUGGUGGCCAUGCAGGCCUUCCUCCGCUCCAAGGAUACCGAUAAGGACUACAACCCUAAGGACCUGGCCACCUUCAUAUUGGGUCAGAAUCCAGACAUGCUCAGGCAGAGUAACGCCAUCCAAACGACAAUUACUGGAGAUGACCACGAGGCAGAGGAGUCCCACCUCACGGAUGAGGAAGAAAGGCCUCUUUCUCAGGGAGAGCUUCGCCAGAGAAUAAUGAAAGGGGUGAUGAGGAAGGAAGGCUCGCUGCAGCAGGGAGCACAGAGAGGCCAGAGGAGCGGAGCCAAACCCGAUAGUGGACCACUCUCCCUGGAGGCCCUCACCUUGUAAAACCUGGAACCCGGGAGUUCUCCUCAGGCAGCAGCCAGGUCUGCUGGUGAAUGAGACAUGGCUGACAAUCUGAAAUCCAUCAGGUUUACAUAGAAUCCUAAAUUAAAAAAUAUAUCUUAAUAAGGAACCUGAAUAACGAGGUCAUGAUAUUUGUGAAAGCUGUGUUUGUUAAAGCUCUAUUCGUGUUGAACCCUUACCCUCUGCUUCAACCUCAUUACUUUUUUUUGGAUUUGUCAUCAAAUGUAGGAAGGUUCAAAGCUAAUUGUAUUAGUAGCUACAAAGGACGCUUUCCAAAGCAGUCCUACAGCAACCCCCUUUUUUUUUUAUGUGUGAUUCGCCAUCUGCCUUCAACUUACCAAUUUGUGGAGCCUGUGAGUCGUUUUCAUGUUUCGUAACAUGACACUUGCUGCGAUGCUCAAGAGGAAAGAAUGGGGGCAGCAGAUCCUGUUGUAAUACUAAUCAGCAUGCCUUGACCGUGGCUGCUGCUACACAAAAUGAAGGUUACGGACUGUAAUCUCUUUACAGCGCCCAAUUAUUUAUAGGAGCAUAGCCGGUUGCAUAUUAACUCGUCGUGAUUCUUGUAUCCAGUUCUUUAGAUAUGGUUAUUGAUGAACGUAAUGUGGCUUAUUUAUCCUAAUUCUUAAAAUGAAUGAGUAAUCAUGCAUUGUAAUAUUUGUUAUUUAAUUUGAACAUGAUCGCUCAAUGUGAAUCAUACAUAUUUUAUGGAUACGUGGGAAAUCGAAAAAUAUAUCUUGAUGGGAAAGCCCCAUUCAAUGUUUAUUUUAGGUAAAUGAAUGAAUAAGUAAUGGCAAAUGGAGCGCGAAAAAUAGUUUCCCUUUAACCGUAUUGUACACCUCUGUAAGGAUGAUAUCCAUAGCAUAUCUAAAAACAAGUGUGCACUUAAACAACCUUUGAUCAUUCGAUUCAAAUGUCUCUUAUCAUUUCAUCUAAACAUUUGAACUGCUAGUGUAACCGUUUUGCAUCGUUGACCUUCCCCAACGCAACUACCACUUCCUCUUUACUAGAGAAAACAAUGAAGAUGGCAAAUCUGUUAUUUUAGGACGAGCAUGUAACCAACCCAUUCAGCCUCCUAAAACAAUAAACAAAGAGUAUGUGGUUCGAUUGGAA